Messenger RNA from Astyanax mexicanus (Mexican tetra), 4812 nucleotides. It is a transcript of the gene vegfba, whose product is annotated as vascular endothelial growth factor Ba. Bases 1132 to 1863 code for a protein of 243 amino acids. Gene Ontology annotation, biological process: positive regulation of protein phosphorylation; positive regulation of endothelial cell proliferation; positive regulation of mast cell chemotaxis. Gene Ontology annotation, molecular function: chemoattractant activity; growth factor activity; heparin binding. Gene Ontology annotation, cellular component: membrane. The record is from RefSeq and is a predicted model, not a curated record. The transcript has 8 exons. Lineage: Eukaryota; Metazoa; Chordata; Actinopteri; Characiformes; Acestrorhamphidae.
ACGCGACGGUCGGUUACGCGCGAGCCUAGAGUUUGGGAGCGCGCGCUCUGUGGCUGAAGGGCAAAGAGGAGGAAAGCGGCUCCGCCACGCGAGCUCAGGACUUUUAUCACAUCUCCGCGCGAGUGGCUGGCAGAUCCGCGGCGUGACCGCUCAGCAGACUGGGGGUGAAUACUGGUUCCUGGAGCGAGAAAAAUAAACAACAGAAAAAUAUAGCGGAACGGAAAAGCUGCGCGCGUACACGGAGACGUCAUCGCGUUUGAGCUGAGCGGAGGGAGGCUGGCAGGCGCGAGCUUCAGCCAGUGUGUGUGUGUGUGUGACCUAGCGGAGGGCCACCACGAGACGGGCUGGAGAGGGAGAAGCUUAGAGGGGCGCGGGGGUUGGGUAUAAGCUUGAUAAAUGUGAAGGUCUUUUAGUGUACAUUUUAUAAUAAUAGUAAUAAUAACAGUAAGAAGGGCGUAGAGUGGCCUGCUGCUGUGUUUGUUAUUAUAACAGAGCUAUACAGCCUGGGGAGUAUAUAUAUUUUUUAUUAUUUUUAACUAAUUAAAUAAAUAAAUAAAUAAAUAGAAUUUUACACUUUAUUACAGCUAACGUGCGCCUGAGAACUCAUCUCUGUCCUCUCCUCUGUUAAAGAAGGACUACGGAGUGCGUCCGUGAACGGCUGAAUGGAUUUUUUAUUUAUUAACAGCUUAAAUUGCAGAAAAGCCUAAAAGUGCAGCUACUGCCCCUUAUUCUAAGCUAAAGAGAGGAAUAGAGGGUCUUCAGCGCGUGGCUGGAUGAGGGCUGACAGCAGCAGCAGCAUCACCACCCUCCUCCGGACACAACGAUCAGCACCACCUUCUUCAUCCACCCUCCAAACUUCCCACCUUGCCUUCUCCUGCCAGCACCAGGACCAGCACCUGCACCUGCGUCCUAUCCUGUUCCUACUCAUCACAUGAAGCAAUGACCAGAGCUAGGCUCGAACAUCGGCUCAAGGAAUCAUCAUCAUGGUCUCGGUUCCAGACUCUGGGUCCAGUGGAUGUAAAGAUUGAGCACCGCGCUUGGGGAAAGUAGUAGCCAGUGCUGUGUUAGCUAUAGCUGACUAACUACUGGAGUGAGGGGGUUCAGCCCUGUUUGGGAAGCAAGCGACUAGCCAUGGGCACAAGGCUGCAAGUUCUCCUCGGCAUGUUUCAGGUCGUGUCUCUCACCAGGAUCCCUGCACACUGUGCCAAGGCACCGUUAGCUCACUGGCAGCCCCCAGAGAGACACAGAUCAGAACAAGUCGUCAGAUGGUUGGAUGUGUACCAGCAGAGCGGCUGCCAGCCAAGGGAGACGUUAGUAGAGGUGUGGCAGGAGCUCCCGUGGGAGACGCACAACCUCUUCCUGCCGUCAUGUGUUCCGCUCAGACGCUGUGGGGGCUGCUGCUCUGACGAAGCCCUCGAAUGUGUGCCCUCACACAAAGAUACACUCAUCAUGGAGCUCAUGAAAACCUCAUAUAUGAAGCACGAACUGGUCCAGUUACCCUUCGAAGAACAUAGCCAGUGUGAGUGCAGGCUAAAAGCAGAACUUCACACAGAGCCAACCAGGGAAGACCCACGGCCAACGAGAAGAGGGAAGAAAAGGGAGAGAGGAAAACCAAAGCGAAAGAAACACGUCAAAAUAAAACCCACGACUCCUCCCCCAACAACACCUCCCCCUCCCACUCUCCCACUCAGCACAGACCCUCUGCCACUUGCUGUCGUUCAGUGCCCGCCCUGUCCUGGCCGCAGGAUGAUAUCACAGCCCCCCACCUGUGAGUGUACGUGCAGUCUGAGAGAGACGAGCUGCACAAAGAGAGGCAAGAGAUUCAACCAGCACAGAUGCAGAUGUGAGUCCAUAAGGGUAUAAUGAGGUGAGGAGUCUCUCUGUCCCCUGGUUACAAGCACAGUAACCUCAUCCAUCUUUUAAGAAGGUGAAAGGUUUAUCCAUGCUAUGUGUUGCUAUCAAGUUCUGGAGUAGGGGUCAGCCCAUCAAGAGAAGCUGGAUUCUGGGACAUGACACUUUCCCCUCCCCACUCCUGCCCCACCAUUCUCUCUCUUUAAACACAUUUAGUGCAAUGUAAGAUGCAUGUAUUCAACUCGGUAUCUGUGUCCCAAUACUGGUUGUGUGUAUACCAUGUGUCUAAUCUCACCACUGAGCUUCUAAAUCAUUUUGCUGCAGCAGUGCACCAUGCUUACCAUGAUGGCCCAUCCGUGUCUACAAUGAGUGGGAGAAAGAGAGAAGUGGAUGGUGGAGGCACUGGAGAAGGAUGUCACAUUGGCUGGCACAUACUCUUUGUCUUUGUUUAGCAUUACCCUGUGGAUAAUGCAGUACACACCAUUGGACCAAGGACAUCCAAGCCUGUCAUGCGUUAUGAUGGGCUGAAGAUUCAUUUACGUGACUACUAGAUUCAUGAUGCUUGCAAUCAUGCGAUUCAUAUGACUGAGUUUAAAGAUUUAAGAACUGGUGGAAAGGAUGUUCUGAAUUCUGAAUUGUGGAAAAACUACAUGGGUAAUUUUGGAAAUUUGAAACCCAAGAAAUGUGUCUAUUUUGCCAAAAAAAAAUACAAAAACACAAAAACGUCCUGGUCAGUAGAAAAUGUGUCAUUUGUCCUGGGCGUACAUAUGUACUGCGUCUGAUUGAGGGACUGGUAUGGAGACAUGCUGAGUGAAUGGAUGAACGCCUGUGUGGUCUUCUUAUUGAGUGAUUAAGGCAUCCGUGCAUCAGCCUUGAUUUAUUCUCGGCCUCCGUAAGCCCAUCAUGCAGCCUCGGGGGACUGUAUCAAUACAGCUUUUUGUUUAUUUGUUUGAUUAGCUUUUUCUCACUCUUUCCUUUGGGGAAUGAAUGAGUCUUUUCCUCCAGCCAGGCAGUGAGAGGAAUGUCAAUACUAAAAGAACCCUGGCUACAUUCCACUGGUGCUCACAAUACACACACACAUACAAAAAACAACCCCUCUCACCCCUUACCCAUACACUUUCUUUCUCUAAUCUUUCUUCUCAAUUCUUAAUUCAGUGUUUUAUUUUUUUCUAAUGUUUAAACUCACCUAUGCACACACUUAAUUUCUCUUAACUUCCCUUAAUUUUUCAUAUUCCUACCUCCUGUAUGUCUCAGUUGUAUGCCUCACACAUAAACAUAAAACACAGGUUAAUAUAAGCUUUUCUUUGUUAAUACUGAGAGAAGAAAUUCAGAUUUAUUUUAUUUGAUGUUUAUUUCAUAUUCAAUUGUAAUGUAAGUCCUACUAAUGUUAUUGUAGCUCUGUUAUGUUCUUUUCUUUGCCAUUUAGAGUUUUUUGUGUUUUCUGUUAAAAGAACCAGCCUGGAUGGCCUGCUGUGUACAUAGUCUUAUUCUGCCCAAGUAUACGUACACUGUCUAUGUGUCGAAACAGAAAGGCGAGAAGAAUCCAGGCCUGUAAGACAGAGGGAGAUCUGUUGAAUCAUUUGCAACCAUAAAUUUCAGCAGUAACCAUAAAAACGUGAUAAAAUUAUAUAAAUAUAAACUGAUUUAGAUGUUUAUUUGCUAGUUUUAUGGAUCUGUUGCAUUCUGCACUGACUGUAGGGUGUAUGAAAUAUAAUGUAUUUAUUUUUAUAUUGAGUUGCAUUUUAUAUUGAGCUUUUCAGUGUUGCUUUGGGAUAUUUCUUGUGACACAUUCAACUUAUAUAACUGUGAGACUAUUAUUAGCGUAUUGAGUCAGAUGAAGAGAGGAGAGUUCAGUAUUUUGUCUGAAAGUCAUACAUUGGUCACAGCCAUUUGUCAAUGCUCAGGUCCAUGAAAUUGUAAUGUUCUUUAGGUUACGGUUGUGAAUAUAUAAAUAUAUACUCUACGUAUAGGUGAAGGUAACAAGUAAACAGCAUCCACACAUUUGCUACAGCCUACCUUAAAGCCACAACUUGUAGCCUGUCCAAAAUUCACGAUGCAAGCGAAGGUGACUGAAAUUAGAUUUUGCAAUAACUGAAUGGAAUUGACUGCCCUUAGGGAGACCAUUUAUUAAGUGCAUAUCUGCAAUAAUGUAAAUAAAAAAGAUCCCUGACUGCUUGCUUCCUUCAAGCUAUAGUAGUGGAUGUUCAUUCCAUUUUUAAUGGUUUCUAUAGCCCCAUACCCCCCUGUGAACUCUCAGACCCAUUUAUUUGUGCAGCUUUGUUAUGAUAAGUUUUUUUCUCCCCUCUAUGGACCAGACACUGUGGUGUCCUGUCGUUGGCCUGAGUUCUCCCUCAAAUGACCGUAAUCCAAUCCCUGCGUAAAUUGUUCCAGAUAUCGUCACACUUUAUGUAGUGAAGUAUAUCAAUCACCCAACCACUCUCUGUACAGCUAAGCGUAGUAAACAAAAUCAUGCAAUUUACUGCUAAACAAAAUCAUGGGAUAUAAUAUAAUAAGCAAAUAAACCAACUGCAUAUAAUCUAUAUGAAUGUACUUGUCGAAAUCCAGUGUUUUUGUGCUCCUUCACUGUUGUACAGAAGGCAUAGUAGGAUUCAGCCUUGUUUGUUCAGACUUUGUCAAAAUUCAUGGCUUUGAAAGAGAGCUGAAACCAAACUAGACGCCACUCUGUAAAGCUUUACUCUAUAUUCCAUGUAACCUAUACGUGUAUAAUGGUAAUAAUCGAUAGUCUUACUGCUGCUACACCAUUUGUGCCCUAUUCUCCUGUUUGUGAACAAGUUUGUGUUACAGUGUACAAUCUGAGGGUCAGAACACAUAAUCACGAUCAUCUACGUCUACGAUGUGUAUAUAAGCUGACGUACAUUCAAUAGACAUCCAAUCAGCAACAGCCAUGAUGUAAUGUUCAAUAUACUGUACUAUUAAAGUGAAAUGUCCUAUUUUUGAGAA